Molecule: messenger RNA, 1605 nt
Organism: Megachile rotundata (alfalfa leafcutting bee)
Lineage: Eukaryota; Metazoa; Arthropoda; Insecta; Hymenoptera; Megachilidae
Gene: Taf7
Product: TATA-box binding protein associated factor 7
Biological process (GO): RNA polymerase II preinitiation complex assembly; transcription initiation at RNA polymerase II promoter
Cellular component (GO): transcription factor TFIID complex
Molecular function (GO): RNA polymerase II general transcription initiation factor activity
Source: RefSeq, a predicted model, not a curated record
CUAAAGUUUCAUCCUUCCAAUUUCUCACAUCUUGGUGACCACGCCAGAUAUAAGGUUGUACAAAAUAAAAAGUCACUGGGUAUAUACAUUUGGCAUUACAAAAGACGUAAACAAGCAUGCGCUUUACUCUAGUACAGUGAAUGACAAAAUGAAUGAUAACUCGUUGUUUGAUUACAUUGUAUUAUUUAACUUUUAAUUCAGAACACAAAGUUUUGUAUGUAAAAACAUGAAUCGUCAUCCAAAUGUGGAUUAUAAGAAUCGAAGUGAGCCGCAAGUUGAAUUAGAAAGUCAAUUUAUUUUACGUUUACCACCGGAACCAGCACGAGUUUUAAGAGAUAUUUUACGUUCUGGGUUGCCUUUGAAGGACAGAUUAAGUAUUAAGUUGGAAAAUGAUAUGCGUUAUGGAGAGGUUAGAUUUGACCAUUGGUUGCUUCAUGCUAAGGUUGUGGACCUACCAACAAUUGUGGAAUCUUUAAAAACUAUUGACAAUAAGAGUUUUUAUAAAACAGCUGAUGUCUGUCAGUUGUUGAUUUGUAAGGAAGAAGAUGAUCAUACUACAACAGAUGAAGAGUCCCCAGUACGACAAAAAAAGAAAGAUCCAAAUAAAGUAGACAAGAAGUUUUUAUGGCCACAUGGUUUAACACCUCCUACAAAAAAUGUCAGACGUAGAAGAUUUAGAAAGACUUUGAAAAAGAAAUAUGUAGAAGCUCCAGAAAUUGAAAAGGAAGUCAAACGUCUAUUGAGGGUAGACAAUGAGGCUGUUAAUGUUAAGUGGGAAGUAAUUUGUGAAGAUGAAGAUCAAUCUAAGCCAAGUAAAGUAUCAUCAUCUGGUACAGUGAAAACUAAACGAGAAAGUAUUAAUGGUAAUACUUCCCAGAGCCUUGAUGUUGCUGAACACGAUAUAUUUGGUGAGCCGGUAAGCGAUAGCGAAGAAGAUGACGAGGAAGCAAAUAUAAAUGUGAUGGAAUUGGAUGAUAAUAGCAGGCUUUCAGCAGAUAGUAGGGUAUCAGAUUCUAAUUCCAUGCAAGCUGCAUAUUCAGAAAGAUCUGCUAAUAAUACAGCAACAAAUAGCAAUCUUGUUACGGAAUUUAGUAAAGAAAUGUUCCAAAAUGAUAACAAUAUAGAAACAGAAGGAGAAAAACCGGAAGAUGUACCACAAUCAAAAGUGCCUAAAAUUGAACAAUUUCAUUCAGAAUAUAUUAUUCCAGAAACCUUCCCAGAAUUACCUCCUGCCACUACAUCAAAAGAUUCGUUACAAACGCGUCUUGCGACUUUACAUACUGAAUUAACUGAAUUACGUCAAAGAAGACAACAACAAGAAAUUGAAAUUGCUAAUAUUGAAAACGUUAAAUUACGACAAAGAUUUCAAGAAAUAUUAGACAAUCUAUUAACGCAAGAAAUGCAGAAAGUUCAAGAGAUUCAAGAUCUAGAACUGGGAUAAUUUCUGUAUUACACUAUUAAAUAUUGUAAUUAUUUUUUUUUAUUAUAAUAGACUUAAAUUAUAGAUACACAUAUUAUGUAAUAUUUGUAAUUUCUAUAUGUAAGAUGAAUGUAAGAUAAGGUUGUUUGAAGAUUAAAAAAAAUAAAUAAAUUUGAAUAAUAUAA